Medioppia subpectinata is the source of this 822-nucleotide messenger RNA. NCBI's taxonomy places the organism in Eukaryota, Metazoa, Arthropoda, Arachnida, Sarcoptiformes, Oppiidae. The record is from the annotation of a GenBank genome assembly.
CAUAACUGAACACAAAAAUCAAUAAAUUGUUUGUCACAAAAACAUUGCAUUCAAAACACUUAUAAUUUGUAAAUUGUUAUACAAUUUGGACAUUGAAUGCAAACACCCAUUGGUUUAUGUGAUUGUCAUUUAAUUAGCACUCAAUUUAUUGAUCCAUACAUUCAAUGCUCGCUUUGGUCUGACGUUUGGUUUUGAAGUAGUUUUUAAAUAUAUAUAUUUUUAAUUGUGUUAUAAUAUAAGGAAAACAAUAAGCAAUAUAUCGAUCGGCCGUCGGAUCACUUCCUCGUGAGCGAAGAGGACGCCAUCAAAAUGGUUGCCGGAAAUGAAGGGAUGGAGGGAUUGAUCCCAAUUGUGAACCGAUUGCAGGACGCCUUCGCACAAAUGGGUGUAAAUAUGGCAUUAGAUUUGCCACAAAUCGCUGUCGUUGGCGGACAAUCAGCGGGAAAGUCAUCGGUAUUGGAGAACUUCGUUGGCCGCGAUUUCCUGCCCCGCGGGUCCGGAAUUUGUGGCUUUCCUGGGGAACCCAUUUCGGCACAAAAUAAUAUCGAAGACAAUAAAAAGAUUUUCAAAUCUGGAGAUACAGUGAGCUAUCAAUGCGUCGACUUUUUAAGCUAUAAACAGGAAAGGGACGGAAUCGGAGACUCCGUUGACAAUAGAUGUGAUUCGUGUGGGAGUGGGAGAGGUCUACGGCAGUCCUGGAGAGCCGGCCUGUGGUGUACCGGAACUGCCGUAUUACACAAAUUCAACGCCGACCUCAAGAACUCAACUCAAAUGCUCUUCGGAUGCGCUCUGGAGAGGAAGUUAUCCCAAAUGCAAACCUAA